Messenger RNA from Corticium candelabrum, 2619 nucleotides. RefSeq names its product E3 ubiquitin-protein ligase SMURF1-like. The coding region runs from base 94 to 2352 and encodes 752 amino acids. Gene Ontology annotation, cellular component: cytoplasm. NCBI's taxonomy places the organism in Eukaryota, Metazoa, Porifera, Homoscleromorpha, Homosclerophorida, Plakinidae. The transcript has 16 exons. Gene Ontology annotation, molecular function: protein binding; ubiquitin protein ligase activity. Gene Ontology annotation, biological process: protein polyubiquitination; proteasome-mediated ubiquitin-dependent protein catabolic process; negative regulation of BMP signaling pathway. The record is from RefSeq and is a predicted model, not a curated record.
CCGGGUAGGUAUUCAGCGUGAGAGUGGACAUGCCAGUGCUUUACUUGGUGUCCCCCUCGUUCUAACUACAUCGUUUUCUCUCGCGAAAGCGCAAUGUCAGAGUCAUACGCACGAAACGGAUCCUCUCGACUUCGUCUAACACUGCUCUGCGCCAAGAACUUAGCUAAGCGAGAUCUUUUCCGUCUGCCUGACCCUUUUGCUCGCAUCUGCGUGGAUGGCAGUUCGCAGAGUCACUCAACCGAGCCAGUCAAGGCGUCGCUCGAUCCCAAAUGGAAUCAACAUUACGACAUCUAUGUGAGUCGUGCUGACAGCAUCACGAUCAGCGUAUGGAAUCAAAAGAGCGUACACAAGCGUAAAGGUUUUCUCGGCUGUGUCAAGUUGCUUGCGUCAGCGAUUCAACGUCUGAAGGAUACAGGAUACCAGCGACUGGAUUUGUCUAAGGAUUCGGAAGCAGACGACGACAUUGUCGUACGAGGACAAGUAGUCGUGAGCGUCUCAAGUUCUGAACACAAUGAACGACUUCAAAUGCCAAUUAGCGAUCCCAAUGAACUGCCUGAAGGAUGGGAGGAGCGUCGUACACCUGCAGGUCGUGUUCAUUAUGUGAACCAUGUGACUCGAACAACACAAUGGGAACGGCCAACUCGGUCAGCGUAUGAACUAGCAACAACAAAUUCAAGAUCAAGACGUUCAGCUCCUCAUCUAGAUAUUUCUAGGGCAGAUUCUCCUUCAACCACUCACUCGUCAUCUUCUUCUAGACAUCGACUGAUCACUCCAAAUCGAAGUGCAUCACAGUUGAAUGGUUAUUCUGUGUCAUCAGCUGCACUGUCUGCUCUCGCACCUUCAGUGAGUGGCUCAUCAAGUAAUAGAUCAUCUUCACGGCAUAGAAACUACAUGAAUAGGUCAGCUUUGCAUCCUUUGCCGUUGCCAGAAGGAUAUGAACGACGUACAACACCUCAAGGUCAAGUCUAUUUUUUGCACACGGGAACGGGCGUGAGCACUUGGCACGAUCCAAGAAUACCUCGUGACUUUGCUGUUCCUGAAGAAGAACUAGGAGAGUUACCAGAUGGAUGGGAGGUCAGACACACGGCAAAUGGGAGAAUAUAUUUUGUAGACCACAACACAAAAACAACACAGUUCACCGAUCCAAGAUUAGCAAGGAAGUUACCUCAACUGCAUGCAGAAGGUCAACUCCCAAAGUACAAAAGAGAUUUAGUUCAGAAAAUGAAGCGUUUACGGUCAGAGUUGCAGUCACAGCAACCACAGAGUGGUCAUUGUAAGAUUGAGGUGUCACGAGAAGAUGUCUUCGAAGAGUCUUAUCGUCAGAUUAUGAAGAUGAGGCCAAAAGAUCUAAAGAAACGACUAAUGAUUAAAUUUAGAGGAGAAGAUGGCUUAGACUACGGUGGAAUAGCGAGGGAGUGGUUAUAUUUGUUGUCUCAUGAAAUGCUUAACCCUUAUUAUGGGCUGUUCCAGUAUUCAAGAGAUGACUUAUAUACACUCCAAAUAAAUCCCAAUUCGUCUAUUAACCCAGAACAUCUAUCAUAUUUUCAUUUUGUUGGCAGAGUCAUUGGAAUGGCUGUAUUUCAUGGCCAUUAUAUUGAUGGUGGGUUUGCACAACCAUUCUACAAGCAGAUUCUUGGUAAACCUAACACAUUAGAGGAUAUGGAAUUUGUUGAUCCAGAGUACUACAACAGUCUCACGUGGAUGCUUGAGAAUGAUAUUACAGGUGUCAUUGAUUCAACAUUUACAGUACAACAUGAGGUGUUCGGUGAGAUGAAGACGUUUGAGUUAAAACCUGGAGGGUCAGAUAUUGCGGUUACUCAAGAGAGUAAACGAGAAUAUGCCAAGUUGCUGGUUCAGUGGCGAUUUCGUCGAGGCGUUGAGAAACAGAUGCAGGUAUUGAUGAAAGGAGUUCACGAGUUUGUUCCUCCGCACCUCCUGAAGUUAUUCGAUGAGAGAGAAUUAGAACUUGUGGUUGGGGGUUUGGGUAAGAUAGAUCUCGACGACUGGAAAGCCAACACGAAACUAAAGCAUUGCUCGGCGGAGCAUCCUGUAGUGAAGUGGUUUUGGCAAAUUGUGGAGAGCUAUGAUGAAGAGAAGCGUGCACGAUUACUACAGUUUGUGACUGGUUCAUCUAGAGUGCCUCUUGAGGGUUUCAAAGCACUGCAAGGUUCAACAGGAGCUGCUGGUCCAAGGCUAUUUACUGUACAUCUUGUUGAUGCUAGCACAGAUUUACUUCCCAAAGCACACACUUGCUUUAAUCGUCUUGAUAUGCCUAAGUAUGAAACAUACGAGAAGAUGUAUGAGAAGCUGACAUGUGCUGUUGAAGAGACAUUGGGGUUCUUGGUAGAAUAGUUAAUUAUGUCUUGGUCAUUGGAUUUCCACAGUCUAUCAAAUUGUCACAGUAGAGUGGCGGGAUUUGUACAGGGAUUUUUGCUACUAUUUAAGUUAACAAUAGUCUCUAGAUUACAUUGGCAUCUAGCAGAUUGAGAAACUGGACAGUUGUGGUGAUAGAUAUCUGCUUCUAUUCUGUGAAUACUCUAACGCUUCUCCUCUUACUUGAAUGUUUGGUUGUGUUUUAAUGAAAUACUCUAAAGGGAAUGAACAGUGUCUUUACUUGGA